CCUUAUCUUGCAUCAAGCCAACAACGGACAACCAAACGACUGACGACUGACGACUGAACGAGCCUAUCAGAGUCAAACAGUCAAAAAUUCAAGCGCAACAGGCAACGGCAUCUGUCGAUAACCUGGAUGCAAAAGCUUGGGGUUUUCAGCUUGGAACAAAGGGGUUGAGCAGUCGUUUGGCAACUUGGAAAAGCACUCUUUCCUUCUUUCUUCGUUUUAUCCCCUACAACCAUGGGUGUUCUUCAGGACCUCGCGGGACCUUCGUCCCAGUAUUUCGAGAGUUUGGGCACUGCUUCGCAAGUCGGGAUUGUUCUUCUGACGGUCCUGUUCCUGUCCGUUGCGCUCAAUGUCGCGUUGCAGUUUUUCUCCCGCAAUCCCAAUGAGCCUCCUCUUGUCUUCCACUGGUUCCCCUUCAUCGGUAGCACUAUCACCUACGGCAUGGACCCUCCCACCUUCUUCACAGAGAACCGGGAAAAGUAUGGUGAUGUUUUCACCUUUAUCCUCCUCGGCAAGAAAACCACUGUUUACGUCGGUCCCAAUGGCAACGAUUUCAUCCUCAACGGCAAGCUGCGCGAUGUUAGCGCCGAAGAUAUCUAUACCGUCCUGACCACUCCUGUCUUUGGCAAGGAUGUCGUUUACGAUUGCCCUAACUCCAAGCUGAUGGAACAGAAGAAGUUCAUGAAGAUCGCUCUGACUACUGAGGCUUUCCGUUCCUACGUCCCCAUCAUCUCUCACGAGGUUACGAGCUACUUCAAGACGAACAAGGACUUCAAGGGCAAGUCGGGCAUCGUUAAUAUCUCUGCCAAGAUGGCUGAAAUUACCAUCUUCACCGCAUCCCACGCCCUCCAGGGCUCGGAUAUUCGGGGCAAAUUCGACGAGUCGCUAGCUGCCCUUUACCACGAUCUCGACAUGGGCUUCUCCCCCAUCAACUUCAUGCUCCACUGGGCGCCUCUGCCCUGGAACCGGAGGCGCGACCACGCCCAGCGCACUGUCGCCCAGAUCUACAUGAACACCAUCAAGGAGCGCCGUGCGCAGGGUAAUACCGCCGGCCUGGACAUGCUUACCCAUCUCAUGAACUCAUCUUACAAGGACGGCACCAAGGUCCCCGACCACGAAGUCGCCCACAUGAUGAUUGCACUCCUCAUGGCUGGCCAGCAUUCGUCCUCCUCUACCAGCUCCUGGAUCAUGCUCCGUCUCGCCCAGAACCCCGCCAUAAUGGAAGAGCUGUACCAGGAGCAGAUCCGUGCUCUGGGCUCCGACUUGCCUCCCCUGAAGUACGAGGACCUCGCCAAGCUCCCCCUCAACCAGGCCAUCGUCAAGGAGACUCUCCGCCUCCAUGCGCCCAUCCACUCCAUCAUGCGCGCCGUCAAGCAGCCCAUGCCCGUGCCCAACACCAAGUAUGUCAUUCCGACCUCGCAUGUGCUCCUCGCUGCGCCGGGCGUCUCCGCUUCCGACCCCGGCUACUUCCCCAACCCGGACAUCUGGGACCCCCACCGAUGGGAUCCCAGCUCCCCCAACGCGCCUACCAUCAACCGCAGCGACGUCGAGGACGAGAAGAUCGACUACGGCUACGGUCUGGUCAGCAAGGGCUCCGCUUCUCCCUACCUGCCUUUCGGCGCUGGCCGCCACCGCUGCAUCGGCGAGCACUUCGCGAACGUGCAGCUGCAGACCAUCACCGCCGAGGUUGUGCGCCUCUUCAAGUUCCGCAACCCCGAUGGCAGCGACAAGCUCAUUGGCACGGACUACGCUUCUCUCUUCUCGCGGCCGUUGGAGCCGGCCAAUAUCUACUGGGAGAGGCGCCAGUGAUCAAUUUUGAUCAAGUAAUCAUGUGUAAUGGCACAGGCGGGGUGGUAUGUGUAUGUUAAAACGCAUGGCGUGCAGG
Molecule: messenger RNA, 1882 nt
Organism: Sodiomyces alkalinus F11
Lineage: Eukaryota; Fungi; Ascomycota; Sordariomycetes; Glomerellales; Plectosphaerellaceae
Product: cytochrome P450
Exons: 3
Coding region: 232-1806 (524 amino acids)
Biological process (GO): ergosterol biosynthetic process
Molecular function (GO): monooxygenase activity; heme binding; iron ion binding
Source: RefSeq, a predicted model, not a curated record